UCACGUAUAGAUGAGCGAUCGAUUGUCACCUUUGUGGGAAGCCGAAAAAAUAAAGAAAAGAUGGAGUUUCGACGCAAAAAAUGCUCAAAUUGGUAUACAACAUCUCUCGGAAUUGCUCUUAGACUAAGGCCAACCGAUCUGAUCCAAUCUGCUAAUUUUUUUUUACUCGGCGGCCAGUGUAACGAAUAGGUACAAACCAUUUUUUGAUCCACAAUAAUCCAUAGCCUAGGCACAAACUAUGCAUGUAACCUAAAAUCUGAUCUAACCUAAAAAAAUCGACCAUAAACUAAAAAAACCUGAUUCAAUUCGAAAAAAACUGAUUGACAUAUCCAUGGGAGGCAUGUCCCAACCCAAUUCAAUCCGAUACUAAACACGGGUCGUGCAAAAAAAAAAACGUACAAACCGUUCUUGAUACGAUCCAAACCCUACUCAACCCGACGUCUAGAGCAAGGGAGUGGAGUGCUGGACGUCGCCAACGUGUGGGCCCACUUUUUCAUUUUUGGCGUGGCACGAACCUUGACGCGCUCCCUCUCGUACUGGGAAGCGGUCCCUACCAACUGGCGGCGGCGGUUCAUACCCUCGCGAAGACCACUAGGGCCGCCGCCGGCGAAUCUCAAGUUCUCAACACCUGGCAGAAGCAAAUCGGCGUGGCACUCGCCGGGCACCGCUCCCUUCUCCCUCCUCCCACUUCCCAGUUCUCGAUCGUCUCAACUCUGCGGGCUGCGGUUCCGCCUCCGCCUCCUGACGACCUCGCCCACACGACCGCUGCCCGCUUCGCUCGUCGCCCACACCGCCGUUCUCUCCCCCGGGUGCCCAUAAACCCCCUUCUCCGCGCCAUCGUUGGCCCGGCGUAACCAUCUCCGCUGCGGGGACGAGGAGGAGCAAGCAAACAGGAAGCAGCCGAGUAUCUUGCCAGUAUAUUAUAUGCGUUGAGGUGGCAUUGCUGAUGAAAGUGAAGACAUGAGGCUUGAAUGAACCCUAACUGCCCCCGCCAACCGCCGCCGCCGCAGCAGUCACCGACUCCUCCAGUCAAAUCAGCCAUGUCGCCGCCGCCCUGUGACGCCCUGCCCACCGCUGCCAACAACAUCCAGCCAUUUCUUGUCCUUCACAAGGCUGCUGCCUCCUCGGUGCCAUCUUCCCGGUCUCAGCGCCAGAUUCAGACCUCACAGCCAUCCUCACCCAACCGCAAAUCAGCAAACAGAUGUCGUCAACCAGCGGGUGAGGAGUGUGAGGACGAAGGGGAUUCGGAGCUAUAUGAGCAGCUGCGUGCUGAGGCCUUCCACCGAACUUGGUCCAAGAUCCAGUCCACCAUCGACGAGGUCCUCAGGGCCAUCAACCUCAAGCUGUUCGACCAGGUGCUGCAGUGGGCGAAGGAGUCCUUCGCUUCGGCCCAUGCCAUCACGAAAAAGCACCACACUGAAGUCCAGCAGCCAUACCCUCUCCUGACUGAUGUGAUCUGCAGAAGGAUCCCGACGGUAUUCGUCCUCACCAAGAAUGCAGAGUUUGUUGAUGAUAUCACAACGUUUCAUGACCUUGCAGGGCAUAUGAAGUCCAAUGGAUGUCACAUAGUCAAGCUGUCAGCGGCUGAGUUAUCAGCAAAACAUGGAGUUGGUGGUUGCUUCAGGAGCCUGUUGGGACAGCUAUUAUCCGAUGUUCCAGAUGUUGCUGAUGUAUCUGCGCUAGCAUCAUGGUAUUGUGAAGCUGAGAACUUUGAUCAGCCUAUCAUUGUCAUAAUUGAUGAUUUGGAGCAAUGUUCUGGCGAUGUGCUUGGAGAGUUUGUGAUGAUGCUGAGUGAGUGGGUGUUUAAAAUUCCAGUCUUCUUUGUAAUGGGGAUAGCAACUACCCUUGAUGCUCCAAAGAAGCUUCUCUCGUCAGAGGCUCUUCAACGAUUAGAGCCCUGCAAACUUACCUUGGGGUCUCCCUCAGAUAGAUUGAAUGCACUUGUUGAGGCUGUCCUUGUUAAACCAUGCGCUGGAUUUUGCAUCAGUCAUGAAGUCGCACUGUUCGUCAGAAAUUACUUUUUUAGGCAUGAUGGGACAAUAACUUCUUUUAUUACUGCUCUCAAGCUUGCAUGCAGUAAGCACUUCUCCAUGGAACCUCUAAGCUUUUUGUGCUUAGGAAUGGUGGAGGAAGAUUCUGAGGAAUUUUGGCAUGAUAAGCUUGAAUCGCUCCCUCAAACAAUAUGGAAACAUGCUUUCGAUCUACCCUCAAACAAAAAUGCAAGGAAUUCUUGCAACAUGGUAGAAGGAUUGUCUAGGCUGCUGAAAUCGCAAAAGGAUUGGAGUUCUGUUCUCUUGUGCCUGUAUGAAGCUGGAAGGCAUGACAAAGUGCAGCUUUUGGAUAUCUUCUGUGAGGCAGCCAGCCCAGAUUGGCAAACUGAAAAUGCACCAGAUAGUUACCUAUUUGCUUCUAAAGUGGCUUUAUUAGGAGUAAAGUCAGGGUCUGCUAGAAGAUUUAUAGCCCAAGUAAUGAAUACAAUAAGGUACUUGCCUACGGAAAUUUUGUUACACGUCCUUGAGGUUUGGAGCAUCCAUUUAAAAGGAAUGAGUGAGAUCAACGACAGAGUGAAGGAGCUUCGGUCAAAAGGUUGUGGUGCAGAUAGUGUUAGGGCCAAAAGGAAAUCAACCGCCAAUACUGGAAAUGGAGUGGUUCUAAUAAACGAGGAAGCGGCUGCGCUGUUACAGGAUGUUAUCAGGAAAUAUUUGGUACCUGCUGAAUGCUUACCUUUCCAUGAAAUAGUCUGCUUCAAGAAUGUUGACAUCCUCCGAUCUGCGCUGAUUGGAAACCCAAGAAGAAUGAUUCAACUCGAUCUUCUGAGGUCACAGAGCCAUCUGAAAUGCUCUUGUUGCAGUAGGAGUGGUGCUGCCGUGUCAGGAUCGUUGCACGACACAUCAAUCCUGUGCAGUCUAGCCCAAGAGUAUGGUGACAUGAUUAACCUCCAUGACUGGUACACGGCCUUUGAAGGGAUUAUAAAGAGCACAAACUCAAAAGCCAAAGGGAAAUCUUGCAGCUCUCCCUCGAAGAAGAAGAAGAAAUCAAACCCCACGCCUCUGGAGGGUGAUGGCAUGAUCCAAGCAAGGUUCUGCAGCGCCGUUACUGAGAUGCAGGUCACUGGCCUUGUUCGGAUGCCGAGCAAGAGAAGGCCCGAUCUUGUGCAGAGAAUCGCGUUCGGUCCUUAACAGCUCGGUGAUUACAUGCAUGCUAUACAGACGAAACGUUUUGUGCACGCUGACGAUAAUCCCACCAUGUGGUAAAUUGGGCAGCCGUGGAAGGAAGGUUUGGUUACUUGUAUCGGUGCUUCGAAGAGAGCUGUGAGAUGGAGCAGCAGCCGCCGCUUCAGAUAUGCAGUGCUGAUGUUGCGUCUGAUGGCUAAGCUAUGUCGUUAUUUUUUUCCUCUUAAGAGCAGUAUUAAACAUGUUUUAGCUAUUGAUUCGGCUCUCUGUAGAGCUGACAUGGGCUCAUGUAGCCCAAGGGGUACAUUUGAGAAAUUUUUAUCCUUGAAACAAAGGGCAUUUCGAAUUAUUUCCCCUUUUA
Molecule: messenger RNA, 3534 nt
Organism: Zea mays
Lineage: Eukaryota; Viridiplantae; Streptophyta; Magnoliopsida; Poales; Poaceae
Source: RefSeq, a predicted model, not a curated record